This is a messenger RNA of Liolophura sinensis, 1419 nucleotides long. Its product is annotated as protein rolling stone-like. The record is from RefSeq and is a predicted model, not a curated record. NCBI's taxonomy places the organism in Eukaryota, Metazoa, Mollusca, Polyplacophora, Chitonida, Chitonidae. Gene Ontology annotation, cellular component: membrane. The transcript has 2 exons. The coding region runs from base 3 to 962 and encodes 319 amino acids.
CAAUGGCUUCACCUGGCAAGGUUUUCCGCUCAGAGUUUCGACUGAAACACUUCGGUUUUUCUUCCAUUGCCCAUGAACGAGUAUUCUUUUCACAGUGGCGGUGGCCUCCAUUGGUUGUCAUCGGAUACAAACUGGUGCUUACUGGUUACACUGACUUCUGGCUCGGAUACACCGCGAGCGCAAACAGUUCCAUUGGAGACAUGCCAUGGGGGGUUUGGCUAACCAACUGGACCUAUACACUCCUGGCACUGCAUCUAACUACGUCCACUAUUGCCUUAACGGUCUAUCACAUCGUCCAGGUGUCUAGAAGUCGUUCCUGGCUAUGUUCUAAGCUAUCAGACAUCCAUGGAGACAUCGUGUCUGAAAGCGGACUACUGGCUGAAAGAGGUAACCAAGGAAGGGAGACAACUGUGGAUGCCUCUAACAAAGGUGGCGCUAGGCUGCUUGCAUACACUUGGGCUUGCUGUGACCGAUGGUAUGUCGUUUUGAUAUGGAUUUUGUUUGACAUGGCCAACGUUGCCGUUCCAAUGGUAACGUUUAUGUUUUUUGUUUUUCUCUGGCCCGCCAUCAGCGGCAGCGAGCCUAUAAGCAACGAAAACUUACAGCUUCAUGGCAUCAGUUGUGUACUUAUGUUGAUUGACUUCGCGCUGAGCGCAGUACCCAUUCGGCUGCUACAUAUGAUCUACCCUCUUAUAUACGGGUUGAUAUACGUGGUGUUCAGCGCGAUAUAUUGGGGUGUGGACCACAGCCACGUGAUGUACCCAGGUAUACUGGAUUGGAACUCACCGGGUACGACAAUCGCCAUGGUCUUCGCCGUUAUUGCUAUCAUGUGUACGCUACAGGUCAUGCUGCUUGGUUUACACAAACUCAAACUGCUAAUUUACAACAAGAUAUAUAACACAGAUGUUUAUGAAAGUUCAAGUGGGAUGAACAGUUAUGAUUUAAAUCAAGGCAGUACAUAAAAUAUAUAGGCCUAUUUAUAUAGGCCGGGUCUGCUUUCUCAGUGGUUCGUUAAACCCAACAUAUCUACCUCUGGUCCCUGGAUAACGAAGCGGUCUUAGACUUAAGUCAAAUUUUAAUCAUUAAAUUUGGUACUAUUAUAUUUUUUCCGUUAUUUUAGCUGAAAUUUGUUGCAUAAUAGCUUACCCAGAAUUUACCGUGUCAAGCAAUAUAUUGUUAUCUUGCUGCAUCAGAAAUAGCAAUUUUAAAGUGACUUCAAAGUUUGACUCAAGUCUGAAGAUCGAUUCUCGAUCAGGGGCUAGCUGCUACAACUGUUAUAACUAUCAAGUGCACGUUAUAGUUCCACUUUUCGUACAUUGAUUAAUGUACAAUACCACUAAAGUGAAAUACCCCAUACCCCAAGUAUGUAUACAAACAUACAUACAUUUUAAAGUGAAAUAUUCUUGAGUACGUCAUAAA